This is a messenger RNA of Penicillium bovifimosum, 1563 nucleotides long. RefSeq lists its product as uncharacterized. Gene Ontology annotation, biological process: transmembrane transport; carbohydrate transport. The record is from RefSeq and is a predicted model, not a curated record. The transcript is spliced from 4 exons. Bases 1 to 1563 code for a protein of 520 amino acids. Lineage: Eukaryota; Fungi; Ascomycota; Eurotiomycetes; Eurotiales; Aspergillaceae. Gene Ontology annotation, molecular function: carbohydrate:proton symporter activity. Gene Ontology annotation, cellular component: membrane.
AUGCGAUGGACCACCUCACGAUGGUCGACCAAUCCCUACUGCGCCCUGGUGAUUAGCGUCAUCGCCUGCGGCGGGAUUCCGAAAGGCUAUGAUGAGGGUGGCUACAGCGCCAGCGUUUCCCUGCCCUCCUUCAGGUCUGACUUCAACCUCGUUAAAUCACACUGGGAGCACGAUGCUAUUGGGCUAGCCAACCGCAAAGCGAACAUCACCUCGUUCAAUGUUCUCGGCGCAGCAUUUGGUGCCCUGAUAGUCCUUGACCUUAAUGAUCGCCUCGGGCGCCUGGUGUCGUGGCGGCUAGCUUGCAUCGUGUGGGCAUCCGGGACAUUAAUGCAAAUAUUCGCAUCUGGUAUCUACGGACUGCUAUUGUUUAGUCGAAUAUGGGGCGGGUUAGGCGCGGGCGCUUUAACCGUUACGGCCCCGCUGUAUCUGACAGAAAUAGCCCCUGCGAGGACAAGGGGCCUGGUUGUGGGGCUGUACAUGGUCUUCUUAUUGACUUUUCUGGCUGCAGGGUUCUUCAUCAACUAUGGCGCUAGAGUGCACAUGGCGAACACGCAAAGCCAAUACCGUUUAGUGCAGGCCGUACCAUUGAUCCCUGUGGGUAUCGCAUAUGGUCUGUCGUACCUCUGUCCCGAGACUCCUCGGUAUCUGGUCUCAAAAAAGCUUUAUCGGGAAGGGCUCGAUGCUCUUGCACGGCUGCGUGGCAAGACCAUCGACGAUCCUGAAAUCACAUCGGAGUUCGAGUCCAUCGAUGCACAGGAACGGCAGCGUGCAGAAGGCUUGGCAUCUGUCUCCCAUUGGACUCUAUUUAAGGAAACACAGACAAAUCCGAACUACCGGCAGCGCUUCUGGCUGGUAAUCACGAUGCAGACUAUUGCCCAGUGGACCGGUGGUAACGGUAUUACAUACUACGUACCAACCCUAUUCAAGUACGCCGGUCUAGGAGGCGACUCCGAAGCCCUCGUCUCAUCUGGCGCCUACGGGAUCGUCAAACUAGUCUUCACAAUGGCCUUCACGUGGUGUCUAAUCGACCUCCUCGGUCGACGCCGCUGCAGUCUCGCCGGGCUAAGCCUGCAGCUGUGCGCGCAUAUCUACACAGGGAUAUACCAGGGCCUCCGUCCGGGCUCGGCUGACAACAAGAACGCCGCUAACGCAGCCGUAGCCUCCGUCUUCAUCUACGCCGUCGGCUGGUCCAUCGGCCUCUGCACCGUGCCCUAUCUGUAUGGGACUGAGAUCUUCCCCACGCGCAUCCGCAACGUCAGCUACGCGAUCAGCAUGGCGUUGCACUGGUUCUUCCAGUUUGCUGUUGUGCGAGUCACGCCUAAUAUGCUCGUCUCGCUUGAUAUCUGGGGUGCUUAUUUGUUUUGGGCGCUGAUUUGCUUUUCCGGGCUGAUUAUCCUCGGUGUGUGGAUGCCGGAGACGAAGGGCGUGCCGAUUGAGCGGAUGGGGGAUUUGUUUGAGGGGCCGUGGUAUUCAAGGUGGCGGGCUAGGCCUAGGGACUCGAGUACUGUUUCACAGGCUACUAUGGCGCAGAUUGUUGAGUCGAAGGAUAGUCGUGGCUUGUAG